AAAAGAGAAAGAAAGGAAAGCGAAGCAAGGAUGGAUUACACUCUAGCAGCGCUGAAGCUGAUGUGCGCACAACUAAAACAAGCUAAGCAGACUCCUUCACAAUCUUCAUUCUCUUUUGGAGGAAUCCUCUUCCAACGCGCCUGGGUACAGGGCCUUCUCGUCUCCGUUUCCGACUCCGACGAAAAUGAUAACUGCUCUCGCUUUCUUCUCGACGAUGGUACCGGCAUCGUUGAAUUGCUCCUCUCGCAGGACUUCCUCAACCAAAACCAUUGGAUCACUGGAAUGUAUGUGAUGGUGGUCGGAGCUUACAUAAUUCGUGCUGAUGAAAUUCCUAUGAUUAAGGUUCACAAGAUAGUUGAUCUUUCAGCAUAUCCUGAUAGAGAGGCAAUGUGGUAUCUUGAAGUAAUUGAAGCCUACAAAAUAUUCUACCAAACUCUUAUUGAAGAUUGAACGUCAGACGUUCAUACAACUCUGAAACUUCCGCCAUCAGAAUUCAGAAUAACUUUUCUGGGAUGACAAAAUGUAUUGAUAAUGAUAACCAAGUGUUUGCCAAUUUUUCACAAUACUAGCAUUGUCAAAUAUCAACUGUUGGUCUACCCAAAUAUCAUCUGCUAGCUAGCAUGUUCUUUUAUA
Messenger RNA from Beta vulgaris subsp. vulgaris (sugar beet), 633 nucleotides. RefSeq lists its product as hypothetical. Gene Ontology annotation, cellular component: cytosol; nuclear speck. The record is from RefSeq and is a predicted model, not a curated record. Gene Ontology annotation, biological process: DNA repair; maintenance of rDNA; negative regulation of double-strand break repair via homologous recombination. The transcript has 3 exons. NCBI's taxonomy places the organism in Eukaryota, Viridiplantae, Streptophyta, Magnoliopsida, Caryophyllales, Amaranthaceae. The coding region runs from base 31 to 450 and encodes 139 amino acids.